GCAUUCGAAUUAAACAUUUUCGAAAAUAUAUUUCGAACAUUUCCUACGAGUCUUCAAAAAAUAAAUUUGAAAAAUAGAAAAAAUUAAAUUAAAUUGAAAUAUGGUUGAUUACCAGCGUCAAUUGCUUGAUGAAUUAAUGGGAAGAAAUCGAAAUUUAGAUCCUGGAGCUAAAAUUAAAGAAAAAACAUGGAAAGACGGCGAUAAUUGUAAAUUUUAUAUGCAUUCGUUUUGUCCUCACGAUUUGUUUGUCAACACAAGAGCUGAUUUAGGACCUUGCGCAAAGAUUCAUGACGACGAAACAAAGAAACAGUAUCAAGAAGCUCAACGAUGUUCUCGGAAAAUUGACAUCGAAAACGAAUUCAUUCGUUUCAUAUCAAACAUGAUUAAUGAGGUAGACCGAAAGAUUGUUAAAGGUAAACAACGUUUGGACUUGAUGAAUUCAAAACUAGAUCAGCGUCCGAUUUCAAAACAAGCUGAAGCUGUACUUAAUAUUAGUGACAAAAUCUCAAAACUUGUCAGAGAGGCAGAAGAAGCUGGAAUUCGUGGUGAUGUUGAUCAAGCACAAAAUCUGAUGGGGCUUUGUGAGAAGCUCAAAGAGGAUAAGGAAACUCUCAUCAAACAAUAUGAAAGCUGUGGAUUCAAUUUCUCAGAAACUCAGGAGAAACAAAUGGAGGUUUGUGAAACUUGCGGUGCGUUUCUGAUUGUUGGCGAUGCUCAAAGUCGAAUAGACGAUCAUUUAAUGGGUAAACAGCACAUUGGUUACACGCGUUUACGUAAAGCUUUAGAAGAAUAUAAGAAGAAGCAAGAAAAGGAAUUUGAAGAAAGGCGAUCAGGAAGAAGUAGUAGUUCUGGUCGACGUUCAGAGCGAAGUCGUGAUGAUCGUUCACGUCAUAGCUCAAGUCACAAAGACGAUCAUCGACACAAAAGAGAUGACAGAAGAGAAAAAGAUCGGCAUCGAAGGGAUCGACGUUCCAGAUCCAGAGAUCGACAUCGAAGACGCAGUCGCUCUUAAAUUCAUCACAAAUCAUUUUCUUACGCCACCAAACUUCAAGUCAGUACUCUUGAAAUGCAAUAGAGGUACCCCAAAAAAUAUCUAAAAAAAUAUCCUUAAACUCUUAAAAACUCCCUAAAAUUAAUUAUUUGCAAAAGUAAUGAUAAUUAAUUUAAGAAAUCUUUAGUCAUCAAGUUAUAGGUAAGUGAAGUUUUUAUUUAAAACACCGACAAGUGCAUUUAUUUAAAUUUUAGUUUAAGUAGACUUUCCUUGUUUUCCUUUUACUUUAUUUUACCUUCGUCAACAAAUUUUUCACGUUAUUCGGUGUCUCAGUUAAUUAAUUUUUCUUUAUCUAAUCAUGUUCAUCGUGUUGUCCAAAAGAAAGAAAGAAAUUUAAAAAAAUAUCUUUAAAGUUCUUGUAAAGAGAAACGGUUUGUUUGUUGUACUUACCAAUAUAUAAUCAAUCACAAAUCAGGAGCUUCAUAACUCAGGUUAGUGUGACAAUAACUUUUUUUUUUGCUGCAACUACGAGAAAGGAAUGAAAGUUAAAGAAAAAGAAAAAUGAUAAAAUAAUCCUCGAGAUCAUAAAAGGUAUCAGAAUAAUUUCUUGUUUUCAAUAAUCAAAAACAAAAAUAUUUAUUUUUCAAAUGAAUUUGUUCUCCUGUGUUGAUGAUUAAGUAUCUAUUCGGAAAAAAAGUUCAGCGAUAGAUUAGAGGACAAAAAAAUUCCGCUUCCCUUUACUUUCUUCAAUCACACUAAUCAUGAAUUGUUACUUUUGAGGUAUUUAUGAAAGCGAACAACAAAAAAAAUGUUUUUCUGUUUAAUGUCUUCAAGCUUUUAUCAGUUUCACUUACAAUCACAAAUUUUUUUUUCUUCCUUAAUGCAAAAUAGUUUAACACCAUUUCACAUUAUGGAAUGGUUUUGCUCAAUCGUUGGUUUUUCUUUUUCAUUUAUUUUGACAGCAAUUCUGUUUUGACACUUUUUACAGCGACACGAUAAAAGAAUUAUCGUGUAAGAAUUGAAAUUUGUGGAAAAUGUCGCGAGACUCAUCAGGAUGGACAAUUUGGAUAAUCACAUAUGGAUUCAUUAACAUCAAGGUGCGCCUUAGUUAAAUUAUAUUCAAAAUAUUAUCUUGUGAGAGAAAAUUACAUUUGAAUUUUCCAAAAAUUUCACAGUUUUUUUUGGCAAUCAGUUUAUUGAAGUUUUUUAGUUGUUGGCUUAAGAAAUCACAUUUAAUUUUCUCUUUUUUCAUUAAGAUACAAAUAUGAAUGAGGAUUUGUUUCAUUUACUAUAUUUCUUGUGUUUUUUUGUCGAAUCAAGGAAAUAAAAAAUAAAAUGAUGAUAAAAGAAUUUAAUAAAAUGUUUUUUAAUUCUAAAUUUUUAAUACAAUAAAGUUU
Molecule: messenger RNA, 2388 nt
Organism: Clunio marinus
Lineage: Eukaryota; Metazoa; Arthropoda; Insecta; Diptera; Chironomidae
Source: the annotation of a GenBank genome assembly